AGUGAGUGAGGGUGGAAGAGCAGCGGGACCCGCGGGCUCUUACCUUCUGGACCGCUGGACUCGUGUGGACCUCGCUGCCAUGGCGCUGCUGCAGCAGAGAGGACGCUUCGCCGUCCGCGCUGCGCUUUUCCUUCUCUGUCAUCUGCUGGAGCCGAGCGGGCUGCGCGCCUUCAACCUGGACACCCGUCAUGUCAUCAGGAAAGGCGGGGAGCCGGGGUCUCUCUUCGGCUUGUCCCUCGCCUUGCACCAGCAAGUCAGUCCGAAUAAAGUCCUGUUACUGAUUGGUGCCCCGAGAGCCAAGGCUUUAAAAAACCAAAAAUCCAGCGUGACUGGGGGCCUUUUUAAGUGUGAAAUCUCUGAGUCUGAUAAUUGUGAGCGCGUUGAAUUUGAUAAUGACGAGGAUCCAAGUAAGGAGAGUAAGGAGGACCAGUGGAUGGGUGUGUCUGUGCAGAGUCAGGGACCCGGGGGAAAGGUUGUGACGUGUGCGCAUCGAUAUCAAAAGAUUCGCUCAGGAUCCCAGUCUGUCCUUGGGCGCUGUUACGUCUUCAGUCAGAAUUUGACAAUCAACUUGUCGGAUGAUAUGGACGGAGGCGAUUGGAAAUUUUGUGAAGGCAGAGACGGAGAAACAGACCAUGCACGGUAUGGAGUCUGUCAACAAGGUCUGGGGGUCACCUUCACCAAGGACUACCAUUAUGUGGUGUUUGGAGCCCCAGGAGCAAGAAACUGGAAAGGGAUGGUGCGAGUAGAACAAGAUAACAUCACGUUGGUAGAAAAGAAUAUAUUUCACGAUGGACCGUAUGAGUUUCAAAACGAUAAACACCCCAGCUCUGUGUCCGCCCACAGCUACCUUGGGUUCUCACUGGACACCGGGCACCACAUCAUGAAAAGCCGUAACCUGACCGUGGUGGCUGGAGCACCAAGAGCCAAUCACAAGGGACUUGUAGUCCUGCUGAAGAAAGAGUCUGCCGAGCAGCUCGUAGUGGAGCAACUUCUGCACGGGCAGGGACUGGCAUCCUCAUUUGGAUACGACGUGGCUGUGGUCGACCUGAAUGGUGAUGGAUGGCAAGACAUUGUUGUGGGAGCCCCUUACUUCUACAUGAAGGACACAGACAUCGGUGGAGCCGUUUAUGUUUAUAUCAACAAAGCAGGACAGUGGGAUAAUGUAACUCUGAUCCGCCUGAACGGGACCAAAGAUUCAAUGUUCGGACUGGCAGUGGAAAACAUUGGGGACGUCAAUCAGGACUCAUUUAAUGAUAUUGCAGUUGGAGCUCCACAGGACGAUGAGGGGGCAGGAAGAGUCUACAUUUAUCAUGGAUCUGCACAAGGGAUAAAAACAACUCCUGCCCAGAUCCUUUCAGGCAAAGAGCACAGCCUUCGAUAUUUUGGAUAUUCUCUGGCAGGAAACAUGGACCUGGAUGGUAACUCUUAUCCAGACUUGGUUGUAGGAUCUCUGUCAGAUGCAGCUUUCAUUUACAGGGCAAGACCAGUUGUUAACAUCAGGAAAAACGUUACGGUUACUCCUGAAGAAAUUGACCUCGGUGUUGGCUGUGAUUCCAGUUUUUGCUUCACUGUGACAGCAUGCUUCAACUACACAGCGAGGUCCUACAACAAGAGGCUCACAAUCAGCUACUCCAUAGAGGCAGAUGGAGAACGCAGGAAACAAGGACUGAACUCCAGAGUGAUUUUUCUGACUAAGACUCAUCCUGAAUCAGACAUCCAGUUUAAUGGCACCUUGGAGCUCCAGAACCAAAACGCAGGACAGUGUGUCAGCAUAAACGUCGGGCUUAAGGACAACAUUAAGGACAAGAUGCGCAGCGUUGUUAUUGAAGUUUCUGCAGAAAUCAUCAAAGCAAAACCCCAAAGAGCAGGAAAUGCUCUAUCUCAGCUAAUGCCAGUUGUAGACGCCACCCAGCCAAGACAAGCCGUCGCAGAGGUAAACUUUGUAAAGGAGGGAUGCAAAAAUAAAAAGAUUUGUUUCAGCAAUUUAAAAAUGGACAACAGUCUGCACUACAAACCAACCAGCAAGGAUGAAUUCACCCCGUUAAACAAAAGUGCACUUAAUAUCCCAGAGUUCAGGCUGACUUACGAGACGAAGGCCUUGGCUGUGAAGGUGACUGUGACCAAUGAAAAUGGUGACGAUGCCUUCGAAGCAAAGCUUGUGGGGAAAUUCCCAGAAAUCCUGUCGUAUUCUGGAGUUCGAUCUCCAAACAAUCAGAUCCUCUGUACUGCCAACCAUAACGGAUCUGAAGCAGAGUGUGAGCUGGGAAACCCAUUUAAGAGCAACUCAAAGGUCAUGUUUCACAUUAUUCUGAGCGCUGCGCACAAUGUUGUAAAACUCGACACCACUGAGUUUGAGAUUGAUCUGCAUCUCCAAACGACAAGUUCUCAAAGUAUUUCCGCUGUGAAAAUAAAGAGCAAAGUGAUAACUGAAGUCCCUUUGAUAUUGAGUGGUGAAGCCAAACCCAGACAGGUUUCCUUUGGAGGUGUUGUGAGAGCAGAAACUGCAAUGAAAACAGAAGAGGACGCUGGAAGUUUGAUUAAUUUUACAUUUAGGAUAAGUAACUUGUGGACGCCUUCGAUCUCUCCUCUUCCCCUCACUCUACACAUUCAUUGGCCCAGAGACAAUAAAAACGGGAAAUGGCUUCUGUACUUGGUGAAGGUCACAUCUCACGGACCUGAGAAAAUCGCCUGCUCUCCUCAAUCUGAAAUUCACUCUCUCAAAAACAUUUGGGAGAGAUCUCCUUCCCUGACAAAACAGGAAAUUGUCAAAAAAGAAAGAAAACUUGGUGGCAAAAUUGUUUUUCAUUCAAGCAGUAAUAAAGUUUUGUCCUGUGAGAAGGAAAGCAAAUGUGUGGUGCUGAAGUGCCCCCUGCAGGGGAUUAAUGGUACUACAGUAGAGCUGAGAUCUCGUUUGUGGAACUCCACCUUCAUCGAGGAAUACGCUUCCUUUCCAACCACAACUUUAGUUGUGAAGGCUUCACUUGUACUUGAGUCUCAGGCUCCGAACAUUAUCCUGAAAUCUCCUGACUUUACUGUGACGGUGCCCGUGUCCCCGGACAGCGACGUGGCUCAGUUCGGAAUUCCCUGGUGGAUCAUUCUGAUAGCGGUUCUGGCAGGAAUCUUGAUUUUGGCAUUGAUGGUGUUUCUGUUGUGGAAGUGCGGCUUCUUCAGACGCUCCAAGCAAGACGACAGCAUACCUCGCUACCACGCAGUGCGGAUAAAAAAGGAAACUCCGGGCUACGUCGACGGAAAAAUGAAACCUGGUGCUUUAGAAAAGAAGCAGUGGAUGACGACGUGGAUCGACGGCGACGAUUAUUCAUGAAUGUUUUAUUUCUUUGUACAAACUGGUUGGAUUAGAGCCACUGAACUUUAAUGUUCCUUGAGUGUGUGAAUAGAGUGCGUUUAUUUUAAAUUGAAAUUGACUUUACACGCUGUAUAAAGGAUUUAUUUUUUUCUUAUGCUGUAUAUAUUGAAAUAUUUCUGCACAUUUUGUAUUUAUUUUUUUUUAUAUGAAAAUAGCCAUACAACCAAAAGCUUUUUGGUUUACUGCUGUUUCGGGAGCUGUACUGUCUUUUUUUUUUUUUUUUUUAUAAACCUCAAACUAUGAAAAGAAGGUACAACUAGCUCAGUUUCUGUAACAU
Poecilia latipinna (sailfin molly) is the source of this 3641-nucleotide messenger RNA. RefSeq names its product integrin, alpha 6a (gene itga6a). Gene Ontology annotation, biological process: cell adhesion mediated by integrin; integrin-mediated signaling pathway; cell-cell adhesion. Lineage: Eukaryota; Metazoa; Chordata; Actinopteri; Cyprinodontiformes; Poeciliidae. Bases 80 to 3322 code for a protein of 1080 amino acids. Gene Ontology annotation, cellular component: integrin complex; external side of plasma membrane. The transcript has 25 exons. The record is from RefSeq and is a predicted model, not a curated record. Gene Ontology annotation, molecular function: integrin binding.